UCCAUUUUCUCAUAAAAAAAUGGAAGAAAAAUAAUGUAAUAACAACUCUUGGAUGAAGAAAAAAUAAUAAUAGUAAUAAUAAUUCUGGAAAACUGGAAAAGACAAUUGAAAUCGUUACUUCUAAGAAUAUUUUCACUCUACGAUUUCUUCUCUGUUUCUCUCCUUCUCAAUUUCAAGCAUCUUCAACCAUAUGCAACUUUCGAUAUUUUGAUGGAAGGCAACAACACCGUUCAUGCUUCAGAUUCAGUUGAUAAAUCUAGGAUUGUAGAAGUGAAACCCUUGCGUAGUUUAGCUCCUGUAUUGCCGAAAAAUAUUCAGUCUUGUUUUCCUGCCAAAUACCCAUCUGGGUUUCCUCCAUUUUAUUCAUUUGAGAAACCCCAAGAAAUUCCUCUUCCAAAAGAAGCUGAGGAAAUUCCCGUUGAUGCUGAGACAGCCGAGGAAAUUCCUGUUGUUUCUGCGAAAGAAACGACUCGAGAAACUCCUCUUGCUGCUAAAGUGACUCCAAUAAGGUUCUACAAGAGUUCGGUUGACGAAGAAGUGAAUCCACGAGCAGACGGAGAUGUUAAUUCGUUUUCAGAAGGCUUGAACGGUGAUGAAUGUGUUGAUAGUACACGGAAGCGAGGUACAGAGAAUAUACAGAAUUGUAAAGAGUUUCUUAAAAGGAAGAAGAAUAAGAAAACUCGGGAGGUGGCCGGUGAUGGUCAAAGUUCUAAUAUUGGUGUUAACCCGUCUCGAAAUGCGGACGGAGAUCAUGAAUCGGUUAAUCGCGUGCUCAUGACAUUUGAUUCGAUUCGAAGAAGGCUAUGCCAGCUUGAGGAUUCAAAGGAGCUGAAUAGUUCACAUGCCAUCAAGCGUGCGGAUCUCAGAGCAAGCAAUGCUUUGACAUGUAAAGGGGUUAAAACGAAUUUGAGGAGAAGAGUGGGAGUGGUGCCUGGGAUUGAGGUUGGGGAUAUUUUCUUUUUUCGAAUGGAAAUGUGUCUUGUGGGUUUACACGGUCAAUCGAUGGGUGGAAUUGAUUACAUGAACAUCAAGGACGGGUCGAAGGAGGAUACUGUGGCGUUAAGUGUUGUUUCGUCAGGAGUAUAUGGUGAUGAUACGGAGGAUAAUGAUGUUUUAGUUUAUAGUGGUCAAGGUGAGAAUUUCAACAAGAAAGAUAAGCAUGUGACUGAUCAGAAGCUCCAAAGGGGUAAUCUUGCUUUGGACAGAAGUGCGCAACGGCACGACGAAGUUAGAGUCAUUCGGGGAUUGAGAGAUGCUACAAAUAGAAGUGCAAAAAUCUAUAUGUAUGAUGGUUUGUAUAAAAUCCAAGAUUCUUGGAUUGAAAGAGGGAAAUCUGGUGGUGGUAUAUUUAAGUAUAAGUUGGUAAGGUUACCUGGACAAAAAAGUGCUUUUGCUACUUGGAAAUUGGCUCAAAAGUGGAAAGCAGGUUCUGCUUCAAGGAAUGGCUUUAUCCUUGCUGACCUCUCCAAUGGAGUUGAAAGUAUUCCAGUAUCACUUGUCAAUGAUGUUGAUGAUGAAAAAGGUCCUGCCUUUUUCACUUAUUUCAUGUCUCUCAAAAAACCGAAACCUUUUGGUUUAGUGCAGCCUUCGUUUGGCUGCAAUUGUAACAAAGCAUGCAUCCCUGGUGAUUUGAACUGUUCUUGCAUUCAAAGAAACGAAGGUGAUUUUCCGUAUACUGCAAAUAGUAUUCUAGUGAGUCGGAAGCCGCUGAUUCACGAAUGUGGCCCUAUGUGUCGGUGUCUUCCUAACUGCAAAAAUCGAGUAUCGCAGACUGGUUUAAAGCAACAGAUGGAAGUUUUCAAAACAAAGGAUAGGGGCUGGGGGCUUCGGACACUGGAUCCUAUUCGUGCUGGUAGCUUUAUUUGCGAAUAUGCAGGAGAAGUUGUUGACAGAGCUAAGGUAUGUCAGAAUGGUGAAGGAGAUGAUGAUGAAUAUAUUUUCGACACAAGCCGUAUUUAUCAACCAUUCAAGUGGAAUCAUGAACCUGGCUUACUGGAAGAAGUAAGUUCAAAUGUUCCGAGUGAAGAUUAUACUAUACCAUCUCCUCUCAUUAUAAGUGCCAGGAAUGUGGGAAAUGUGGGUAGAUUCAUGAACCAUAGUUGCUCCCCGAAUGUAUUUUGGCAGCCGGUCUUAUAUGCGGAAAACAAUCAAUCCUUUCUCCACAUUGCAUUUUUUGCCCUUAAACAUAUUCCUCCUAUGGCAGAGUUAACAUAUGAUUAUGGAUUUGUCCUUGCCGGUCAUGCCGAGGGUAGUAGUGCACAAAGAAGGAAAAAGAAAUGCUUGUGUGGAUCAGCAAAGUGCCGUGGUUUCUUUGGUUGAUAUUUUGUUGCAGUUGCUCACAGCUAACAUGGUUCUUGGAAGCCUGUUCAUGGCUAAAUGAGAUGAGGAAAUUCAAUGUCAAGCAAGAGCCAGAUUCAGCUUCGAGGCUCCAACUUAGUGUGCGCUACUUCCAAAUAUCACUCUGAAGGGUAGGUUUUAUUUAUUCAAAAUUAUUCACGUUGGUCUACGGGCAUUGCUAUUUCUUGGCUCUGACUUGGAUUAUCCUGCCAUAUUCCUAAUUUUAAGAGCAAAAUUUUGGUGAGUUAUUGCCCCUGAGCGCUUGACAAUAUCAUCGACAUGCAGAUCUUUAUCUUGGAUUGUUGUAAUGUAGUAAUUAGUGUUGACGUUGAUUAGAAGGCUAAUAUUGCAUUUUACAUCUGGGAUUAUAGAAACUAAUUUGUUAAACCAUGCUGUGUAUCAUAUUUCUGUAUCUAUUGAUCUGGUGAUUUGUUUUGUUUACAUGAAAAUAUAUUCAUACA
Lathyrus oleraceus (garden pea) is the source of this 2798-nucleotide messenger RNA. RefSeq names its product histone-lysine N-methyltransferase, H3 lysine-9 specific SUVH1. The record is from RefSeq and is a predicted model, not a curated record. Gene Ontology annotation, molecular function: zinc ion binding; histone methyltransferase activity; protein binding. The transcript is spliced from 3 exons. Lineage: Eukaryota; Viridiplantae; Streptophyta; Magnoliopsida; Fabales; Fabaceae. Gene Ontology annotation, cellular component: nucleus. Bases 211 to 2319 code for a protein of 702 amino acids.